GGCAACGGAGGCUGCGGGGGCGGCGGCGCGAGCGGCCGGGCUUGGGGGUGUAGCCGAGCCCGGCCCGGGAGCCCGAGCUGCGAGAGUGCGCGGGAGCUAGGCCCCUGGCGCGGGACUCCAGUCUCCAGGCCGCCUGACCCCCGCACGGGUAUAUGGGAUGGAAGCGGGACCCUCGGGAGCAGGUUCAGGUGUGCCUCCUGGGGGCAAGUGUGUUCCAAACACAAGUGCUGAACUAGGAGUUCCUUGGAGCUGCGGGCGCCUACCUGCCCCCCUUGCAGCAGGUGUUCCAGGCACCACGUCGCCCUGGUAUUGGCACUGUGGGGAAACCAAUCAAGCUUCUGGCCAAUUACUUUGAGGUCGACAUUCCUAAGAUUGACGUUUACCAUUACGAGGUGGACAUCAAGCCAGACAAGUGUCCCCGAAGAGUCAACCGGGAAGUGGUGGAAUACAUGGUCCAGCAUUUCAAGCCUCAAAUCUUUGGUGAUCGCAAGCCUGUGUAUGAUGGAAAGAAGAACAUUUACACUGUCACAGCAUUGCCUAUUGGCAACGAACGGGUUGACUUUGAGGUGACAAUUCCUGGGGAAGGGAAGGAUCGGAUUUUUAAGGUCUCCAUCAAGUGGCUAGCCAUUGUGAGCUGGCGCAUGCUGCAUGAGGCCCUGGUCAGUGGACAGAUCCCUGUUCCCCUGGAGUCUGUGCAAGCCCUGGAUGUGGCCAUGAGGCACCUGGCGUCCAUGAGGUACACCCCUGUGGGCCGCUCCUUCUUCUCACCGCCUGAGGGCUACUACCACCCGCUGGGGGGUGGGCGCGAGGUCUGGUUCGGCUUUCACCAGUCUGUGCGCCCUGCCAUGUGGAAGAUGAUGCUCAACAUUGAUGUCUCAGCCACUGCCUUCUAUAAGGCACAACCAGUGAUUGAAUUCAUGUGUGAGGUACUGGACAUCAGGAACAUAGAUGAGCAGCCCAAGCCCCUCACAGAUUCCCAGCGUGUUCGCUUUACCAAGGAGAUCAAGGGCCUAAAGGUGGAAGUGACCCACUGUGGACAGAUGAAGAGGAAAUACCGAGUGUGUAAUGUUACCCGACGCCCUGCUAGCCAUCAGACGUUUCCUUUGCAGCUGGAGAGUGGACAGACAGUAGAGUGCACAGUGGCACAAUAUUUCAAGCAGAAAUAUAAUCUUCAGCUCAAGUAUCCCCACCUACCCUGCCUGCAAGUUGGCCAGGAACAAAAGCAUACCUAUCUCCCACUAGAGGUCUGUAACAUAGUGGCUGGGCAACGCUGCAUUAAGAAGCUGACCGACAACCAGACUUCAACUAUGAUAAAAGCUACAGCUAGGUCGGCACCAGACAGACAGGAGGAAAUCAGUCGCCUGAUGAAGAAUGCCAGCUACAACCUUGAUCCCUAUAUCCAGGAAUUUGGAAUCAAAGUGAAGGAUGACAUGACGGAGGUGACAGGGCGAGUGCUGCCGGCGCCCAUCUUGCAGUACGGCGGCCGGGUGAGCAGGAAUCGGGCCAUUGCCACACCCAACCAAGGUGUCUGGGACAUGCGUGGGAAACAGUUCUACAAUGGUAUUGAGAUCAAAGUCUGGGCCAUCGCCUGCUUCGCACCCCAAAAACAAUGUCGAGAAGAGGUGCUCAAGAACUUCACAGAUCAGCUCCGAAAGAUUUCCAAGGAUGCAGGGAUGCCCAUCCAGGGUCAGCCUUGUUUCUGCAAAUACGCACAGGGGGCAGACAGUGUGGAGCCCAUGUUCCGGCAUCUCAAGAACACCUACUCAGGGCUGCAGCUCAUUAUUGUCAUCUUGCCAGGGAAGACGCCAGUAUAUGCUGAGGUGAAACGUGUUGGAGAUACACUCUUGGGAAUGGCAACACAGUGUGUGCAGGUGAAGAACGUGGUCAAGACCUCACCUCAGACUUUGUCCAAUCUCUGCCUCAAGAUUAAUGUCAAACUUGGUGGCAUUAACAACAUCCUAGUCCCACACCAGCGCUCUGCUGUCUUUCAACAGCCAGUGAUAUUCCUGGGAGCAGAUGUUACACACCCCCCAGCAGGGGAUGGGAAAAAACCUUCUAUCACCGCUGUGGUAGGCAGUAUGGAUGCCCAUCCCAGCCGAUACUGUGCGACUGUGCGGGUGCAGCGACCACGGCAGGAAAUUAUUGAAGACUUAUCCUAUAUGGUGCGUGAGCUGCUCAUCCAGUUCUACAAGUCCACACGCUUCAAGCCUACUCGCAUCAUCUUCUACCGAGAUGGGGUCCCUGAAGGCCAACUUCCCCAGAUCCUCCACUAUGAACUACUGGCCAUUCGUGAUGCCUGCAUCAAACUGGAAAAGGACUACCAGCCUGGGAUCACUUACAUUGUGGUGCAGAAACGCCAUCAUACCCGACUUUUUUGUGCUGACAAGAAUGAGCGAAUUGGGAAGAGUGGUAACAUCCCAGCUGGGACCACUGUGGAUACCAACAUCACCCACCCAUUUGAGUUUGACUUCUACCUGUGCAGCCAUGCAGGCAUUCAGGGUACCAGCCGACCAUCCCAUUACUAUGUCCUUUGGGAUGAUAACCGUUUCACAGCAGAUGAGCUCCAAAUCCUGACAUACCAGCUGUGCCACACUUAUGUUCGAUGCACACGUUCCGUUUCUAUCCCAGCACCUGCCUACUAUGCCCGCCUGGUGGCUUUCCGGGCACGGUACCACUUGGUGGACAAGGAGCAUGAUAGUGGAGAGGGGAGCCACAUAUCUGGGCAGAGCAAUGGGCGGGAUCCCCAGGCCCUGGCCAAAGCUGUGCAGGUUCACCAGGAUACUCUGCGCACCAUGUACUUCGCUUGAAGGCAGAACGCUGUUACCUCACUGGAUAGAAGAAAGCUUUCCAAGCCCCAGGAGCUGUGCUGCCCAAAUCCAGAGGAAGCAAGGAGGAAGGAGGUUGGGUAGGGAGGAGUGUAGGAGGCCUUGUUUUUUCUCUACAGAGGGGUGUAGGGGUGGGGAACAGGGCCAGCAAGACACCACCAGCCAGAAAUCUCUGAUAUCAACCUCAUAUCCUGCUCCAUCCCUCACCCUGUUUUGUCGCAUCUGGCCCUGACCCCACUGGACCAAGAUGGGCAGCACUGGUGCCCACCAUACACACAGGUGUCUCAUGUGACUCACAGUGCUAAAGACUCAUGCUUAACAGCUUGUUAAGGUCGGCUCUGAAGCCCUGUGGACAGAAGCUUGUAGGUUUGGGUUUGAUACUUUAGAUGGGAAAGUGAGGGGCUUGAGAAAGUGGGUGGGAGGAGGGAAGGAUUUUUUAGGAGCCUUAAUCAAAAAAAGGUCUAGAUUUGUUUAAGAAGAAAAAUGAAAUCAGACCCAGAUCAAUAUUUUAGGAUACUAGAUGUUUUCAUGGGUUCAGAAUCCAGUUUGUAGGAAGAUUUUUAAUGCUAAUGGUUUUGGUUGUUCUUCCCUCAGCUACCCACCCCCAACUCCUGCCCACUGCCUUUUGCCCUUAUUCUCUCACAUUUCCUAACCCACCUUACACCUCCUCCUUGACAGAGAUCCAGCCCCCUGGUAACACUUAAGGCACUAUGGCACUUAGCUCUGAAGUGACACGACCCUGUCUUCCUUCCGCCUGCUGGUGGGUAACCAGUGCCUUCCCUGUAAUGGUAAUGCUGCAGAACUGCAACCUUUUGUACCUUUCUUUGUGGGACCGGGUGGUGGGGGUGGGAGAAGGAGGUAGGUGGGGAACAAAUAUCCCAACCCAAUAAGCCUCCAGCCAGAAUGCCAGCUAUUUUCCAUUUGAAGGAAUUGACUUCCAUACUCGUUGAGCUUUUAAAAAGAUCGCAACCUCAAGAUGGUUAGAAUCCAUUGACAUUUGCACUUUCAGACAUGACAAGUCUCGGAGCUGCUGAGAUGACUGGCCCCUGGCCUUUUCACUUAUACUUCCCUCUUCUCUGUAUCCCCAUCCCUUCCACCCUGCUUGGUCUGGAGUUACUUUCAUAUAGCAUUUCUCACUCUUGGCUCUUUUUCCCCCCCUAAUGGUCAAAUCUCUUAUGUUUCAAUAUUUCUUAACUGGGGUGUCUUAUAACAGAAGAUCUUUAGGUCUAAUGCGAAAAAAGAAAAGAAAAUGAAAUGUUAUUUUUAUACCAUAACUUGAGUCUAUUGCCAAAAUCUGGAAAUUCCUCUCAUGUCUGAUGAGUUUACAUCCUGGAAACAUUGAGCCAUCAGAAGGAACUAUGUAUCUGACUUGUUCUCUGGCCUGGCUAGGUAGGGGUGGUUAUUUUCCCCAAAGUGAGGCUCAGGCUCUGUUCUUCCUCUGUGCAAAUAAUACCUUUUUCUUGCUACAGGCUUCCUCCUCUGCACUGUUCUGCACUCUUUCCUGCAAGUAUAUCUUCCCUUCCUCUGGACUGGACUGUCCUUUAACCCUUUGAUUCAUCCCAGAUUCUAGCAUGUCCUGUGGACAGGCUGGGGAAUUUUGCUGCUCCCUUCGCUUCUGUUUACACAAAUGAAUUUUUCCUGGUUUCCCACUAGGGCAUGUGAGUGGGUGGCAUGGGCUUUCCCCCCCCCCCCCCCCCCUUUGAGAUAAAGGGUUUGGCUGGCUUGCAGUACUAGAGCAGGAGGUUCUUGCUUACUCUCUCUCUUUCCCCUGUACCUAUGCUUGGGAUGGGAAGGUUCAGCUUCAGUGUACAAAUUCUUCUUUUUGAAGAGCCUGGGCUUGGUUUUACCCUACUCUGGUGAUGAAGCUAUGAUACUUUACAUCUAGCCCAGGAUUGGCAAUCAGCUAGAGGAAGGAAGGUAUCAAUUCUGGCCUGUAGAAUUAAAGCUACCCCUUUUCUCUUCCCAGCAGCCUUUGUACAGACCCAGAUUUGCUAUGCAAAACAAUCUAUUCCAGGUUCUGUUCUAGUUGGCUACCUUGUUCAGUAACUUCACAGAAAGGUAACAUAUAUUCCUUAUGAAGAAAGCAACAGGGCUGUUGAGUAACUCCUCCUGUAUGUACAUUUUUCUGCUGGCUAUAGCAUUGGGUGUCCAAUGGGCACAGGCCCAGUGAAAAACAAUGGAGGGUCCUGAGAGGAGGCAGCUCACUGGAGACCCUACAUUCCUUACACAAGUGCCUAAAGAGAGUGAUGCCAACACUCCCAUCUGCCCUGUCCAUCGCCUUCAUAUACAGUCUACUUCAUGUUCCGUCACCCUUUGGGGAGAAAGCUCUCCUAGGACAAUGGGCUCGCGUGUAAUCUACUACAUUGGGUACCUUUUGGGGCUAGGAUAAGGGCAUUAUUCCUGGAGGGUCCAGUCAUUCACCAGCAUUUGCAAAUGCCCAUCGGGAACAGGUGGAAGUCACUAUUCUCAGCAACAAGUUUGUGUUCUUUCCUUUCUUCCCUUUGCCUCAUUCUUUCCAGUUGGGCUUUGAGCUGGGGCUUGAAAAAGCAUUUCUAGUCCUUUGGCAUUAUAUGUGCCAUUCAAGAAAUAAAAGCAAGAGAAUGAGCUUGGAUAAUGAUGAGAAAAUUUUUUGCUUAUUUUUUAGGGAAAAAGGCUUAACAAAUUCAUGAUUGUGUUAUUUAUUCUUGUUUGAAAGGUGGCACAUGCACAGGUGUUGGUAGCAAGCUUUAGCUUGCUUGGAUGUGGUUGCUGCUGCAGUGCUUCUUAUUAAGUUCUGAGAGGACCCCAGCCUUAUCCUCGUAGGUCUCCUGCUACCUUUUUCCCACUGUUUUUAACAUUCCCCCACCCUUCUUCACUCAACUUGGUUGCUGGCUGGCCUGUCUGCCUGCCUGCCUGUCUGCCCAUGUAAUGAAUUCUCUGUAUGACUUGCACUGUUAACUGGCAAGGUCAGGCUAAACACCUUCACUGCAUAAGACCAAGAACCUAUUCUCCAUGCCCAGAAAUGUUAAUACUGAGUUGAACUAUCCUCAAGCUUACACUAAGGCAGAGCAGCAGACCUGCCUGGCUCCUGGGAGUUUCCACACCUGUCUUUGGAGCUAGUUUCUCAUUGCUUUCUCUGCUUCCUUUUCUCUCUGCCCUAGGGCCUCCCUUUGCUAAGGAUGACCAAGGGUAAAACUUUUUGAGUAUUCUGAGUUGGGGGUUAGAGAAUGGGAAAUAAGAGGAAAAAGUG
Molecule: messenger RNA, 6054 nt
Organism: Perognathus longimembris pacificus (Pacific pocket mouse)
Lineage: Eukaryota; Metazoa; Chordata; Mammalia; Rodentia; Heteromyidae
Gene: Ago1
Product: argonaute RISC component 1
Exons: 20
Coding region: 450-2807 (785 amino acids)
Molecular function (GO): protein binding; RNA binding
Source: RefSeq, a predicted model, not a curated record